AUGCCACCAAAGAAGGUUGUAAAAGCCCCUGCCAAGGGCAAAAAGGCGUCUACUCACCUUGUCGCCGCCGCCGCGAGCAGCAGCAGCAGCAGCAGCAGCAGCAGCAGCACCACCGCUACCACCACAGUUGUCGCCAGUUGCGAGCCCCAGAAGAGCGUCAAGAGUAGCAAGGAGUGGCAGGCCGCCAAUCCUGCUAAGAAAAAAGCAAUGGUCCAGGCUGCGCGCUCCAAAAAGGAGCAAGAAGAGAGAGACAAAAGCCUUGAUUGGCGAGAGGCGGCAAGAAAUAUGGGCUUUCGGGCCAAGGGCGAUAACUUUCUUUGGAGAGAGGGCUGUCCGAUUUACGGCACCGCAGGAGCCUCGGAUCCCACCGAGGAGGAGGAGGAGGAGGAGGAGGAGGAGGAGGAAUUGCCUUUCUCUCUCCCAGACGACGAGCCAACAAUCAAGAAACGCCGCCGGGAAGACAAAGACGAUGACAAAGACGACCCCAGCGGGGAUUAUACCAAACGGUAUAUGAGCUAUUCCAUUCCUCGCCAAACUGCCGUCGCCUUCUCCGGUGCUCUGCGGUCUUCGAUUGAGACUGUCGCUGCUGCCGCCGUUCUGUCGUUCCUUCUGGCUCUUCGUAAAGCUGCCGGAGGGCGCAAUAUCUGGACUUGUUUGAUCGAAUCCUGCGAGCUGCAUGCUUAA
Molecule: messenger RNA, 684 nt
Organism: Botrytis byssoidea
Lineage: Eukaryota; Fungi; Ascomycota; Leotiomycetes; Helotiales; Sclerotiniaceae
Exons: 8
Coding region: 1-684 (227 amino acids)
Source: RefSeq, a predicted model, not a curated record